Laetiporus sulphureus 93-53 is the source of this 840-nucleotide messenger RNA. RefSeq names its product NAC-domain-containing protein. Lineage: Eukaryota; Fungi; Basidiomycota; Agaricomycetes; Polyporales; Laetiporaceae. The transcript has 3 exons. Gene Ontology annotation, cellular component: nascent polypeptide-associated complex; cytosol. The record is from RefSeq and is a predicted model, not a curated record. Bases 73 to 591 code for a protein of 172 amino acids.
AAUUCGUCUCUUCCACAAACCACUAGCACACUAUAAGGCCCGCCGCCCCCGCCAACGACCGCACGACGCAUCAUGGACCCUGUUAAACUCGCGAAGCUACAGGCGCAGGCCGCGGCGAACAGGAUCGGUGGAAAGGGCACGAUGCGCCGCAAGAUCGUGCGCAAGACGAAGUCCUCUACGGCGCAGGACGACAAAAAGCUCCAGGGCGCACUUAAGAAGCUCAAUGUCCAGCCGAUCCCCGGAGUUGAGGAGGUGAACAUGUUCAGGGAGGACGGGAACGUGCUGCACUUUUCUGCACCGAAAGUGCAUGCCGCGGUCAGCGCCAACACCUUCGCCGUGUACGGCGCAGGGCACGUCAAGGAGCUCACCGAGCUCGUGCCAGGCAUCCUAAACCAGCUUGGACCCGACUCGCUCGCGUCGCUCCGCAAGCUCGCUGAGUCUUAUCAGGCGAUCCAGCAGAGCCAACAACGCGCACCGAACGCGGGCGCUGCCGGAGCGGACGACGACGACGAUGUGCCUGAUCUCGUCGAGAACUUUGACCAGGUGGAGGACAAGCCCGCAGAGAAGACGGGCAUUGAGGACCUCAAUUAACCUGGAGUAGGAGUUGGGAUGGAGGAGCGAGAAAGAGGAGGGGAGGGCGAGGAAGAGCGGCUGGGAGCGCGGGUGGAUUAUGAUUCAGAGCAGGAUUGACGCUGUUGGAAGUGGAGGUCGAGGUGGCAGAGGAGGCUGCGGUCUCAUCCCUUUCUAUCCUAUUCUUCUCCAGAUGCGCCGUCAAAAACCUUUAUCUAUCCGCUCUUGCGUCUGUGCCAUGCGUCCCGCGCUCGCUGGUCUGUUGUCCGC